Paramisgurnus dabryanus is the source of this 2595-nucleotide messenger RNA. RefSeq names its product transcription factor Dp-2 (gene tfdp2). Gene Ontology annotation, biological process: regulation of cell cycle; regulation of transcription by RNA polymerase II. NCBI's taxonomy places the organism in Eukaryota, Metazoa, Chordata, Actinopteri, Cypriniformes, Cobitidae. Gene Ontology annotation, cellular component: transcription regulator complex; nucleus. Gene Ontology annotation, molecular function: DNA-binding transcription factor activity, RNA polymerase II-specific; RNA polymerase II transcription regulatory region sequence-specific DNA binding. The record is from RefSeq and is a predicted model, not a curated record.
GCAGAAGGUGCUUCAUCAUCUUUAGUAUGAUGGCCAACACGGUUGGCGCUGCAGCUCUGUGUGGAGAUCUCAAGGUCUUUCUGAACCAAAACCUCACCAAAGGUGAAAUUUCAAUCAUGCAUAUAUGCAGUUGUCCAUUACAGCUCAUGUGAGUGCUAAUCCGGCUACCGGUUCACACUAUUACAGUGUGGACAUGUGUUCGGGGCGCUUGAUUGUGCAGCUACACAUCUAUUCAGCUUUCCUACUCUCUGGGGCUUUCCACUGCUCUCAGAUCAGGCCAGAGCAAGCGAGCACCCAUUCCCCGGUCAUUCUCAGAGCGAUCCGCCUUAGCAGUGGGAAUGGGACCAUCUGCGCGUGUGCUUAGAGACAGGGAAUCCCGCUGCAGGCAAAGACACGCUUUCAGUGAAUGCAGCUACCGUGAGCGAGUUUCACACCCGGCAUGGGUGAAAGUCCACGUGUGGAUGGGUGGACUCCCUCUGCGCUCGCUCUGCAAUGCCUGUCGAGCCUCUCAAGUUUCCACUGAAUGGUAACAAAAGGGGUAGAGAGAGAGAGAGCGCGAGAGAGAGAGAGGGGGACAGCAGAUCCAAGCCUGCUAGGCGGCUUUGAAAUAUGCUCUCCACUCCUCUUCAGGCAACAUUUCUCUGGUAACUCCAUCCAGCUACAGCCCAGCCUCCAAGAUCACACUAGGAACGGUCAAUUCCAAUGUGGGAGCCCAGAUGAUUUUAAGCACACCACAGAGAGUGUCUCACCCUGGAAAUAUCCUCAUCAGUAGCCCAUUUACGCCUCACACGACACCAAUUGCCAUGGUUACACAACCUCACCCUCCCGAGGGCAACGAGUGGACCCCGGGGAACAAGAAAAGGACACACGACUACAUGGAUUCCUAUUACUCAGACAGGGACGGACUGUGUUCGAUUGAUUCCUCAUCAAGUAAGAGAAUGAAGAGAGCAGAUAAGAAUGGUAAAGGUCUGAGGCACUUCUCUAUGAAGGUAUGCGAGAAGGUACAAAAGAAGGGCACCACAUCCUACAACGAAGUGGCCGAUGAGCUGGUGGCCGAGUUCACCCAUGCCAGCAGUCUGAUGCCCGCUGACUCUCAGGUGUACGACCAGAAGAACAUUCGGAGACGUGUAUAUGAUGCUCUCAACGUGUUGAUGGCCAUGAACAUCAUCUCUAAAGAAAAGAAGGAGAUACGCUGGAUUGGCCUGCCCACAAACUCAGCCCAAGAGUGCCGAAACCUAGAGCUGGAAAAACAGAAGCGCUUGGAAAGAAUUCGACAGAAAAGGGCCCAGCUGGAGGAACUAAUAUUACAGCAGAUCGCCUUUAAGAAUCUGGUACAGAGGAACCAGGCCAACGAAGCGUCGUCACAUACGGCUCCUCCUCCAGGAUCUGUCAUUCAGCUUCCCUUCAUCAUCCUCAACACAGACGUACGCACCGUCAUCGACUGCUCCAUCUCUAGUGAUAAGUGUGAAUACCUCUUUAACUUUGACAACACGUUUGAGAUCCAUGACGAUGUUGAGAUCCUGAAGCGAAUGGGAAUGUCUCUGGGCCUUGAGAACGGCACAUGCUCUCCAGAGAACCUCAGUUUGGCCAAAUCUCUCGUGCCUAAAUCCCUGGAAGCUUAUGUCCUUGGAAUGGCCAGAAACUCCAACAGAACACCUCUCAGCCACACAAGCACUGCCCCUUCACACACCUCAGAGUCUCGGGGUCAAACGCCCAGCUCCUUCAAUGAGGAAGAGGACGACGACGAUGAAGACGAUGACAAUCCCUCUUCCCCCGAGUGAGCGUCUGCUCUGCAGGACGUCAGCCAUCGUUCUCUAUGCUGGGACAGGAUUCCCGAGCAGCACCGGGGAGGAAUGCUACACAGGAAAUAAGCUGCCACUCCUUGCUGUAUUACAAUAUUUUUAACUUCCCUCACAAUCUCUCACUUCCUCUUACCCAGUUUGGCACAAACUUUGGCAGAAGACUUCGACUCGGGGGGAGACAGUUCACUGUGCUUUUUUAUUCUGUUAGUUGAUGCGUAAGCCGCAGGUCGGGCCGUAAAGGAGAGCAGAUGAGCAUAUUUUUCCAUGAAAGAUCCUCAGUUUAAUUUCCCUAAUCUCAGUGUUCUUACUUUCUCCACUACUCAUCCAGAGGACUUUCAACUUUCUCCCGAAAAUGUAUUUAUUUUGGUCAUUUUAAGACCAAACCAAGUUAUCUUUCUUUGCUGUAGGGAUUGGAAAAGCAGUGUCCUGGAAGGAAUGGAAAAUCUUCAUUUUUAUAAGUGGAUCCGAUGUCAUUUUGUUGUAUUGCAUAGUUUAUUUACUGCAGUUGUUGAAGGACAGUAUUGAUGGUUGUUAUCAGCUGUUCUGGGUUCAUGUAGCUUGUUGCAUGUUGCAUCAAGCUAUCUGAAUAUUGCAUGUUAGGAGAUUUUGCUAGUGUUUGUGUGAGUGUGAUAAAAAACAUUUUCAGAGUGGCCAAAACAUGGGAAACUUCCCUCAUCCACUCAGGUCACAUUUUAAACUGACUUAGAUCAACAUAACAUAUACAAAUUUUCAUUUGCAAAUGGAACUGUAUGUACAUGUAUACAUGUAUAAACAUAUCAUUUUGGUUAUCAAA